This is a messenger RNA of Aspergillus pseudotamarii, 1605 nucleotides long. Its product is annotated as FAD-binding oxidoreductase. The coding region runs from base 1 to 1605 and encodes 534 amino acids. NCBI's taxonomy places the organism in Eukaryota, Fungi, Ascomycota, Eurotiomycetes, Eurotiales, Aspergillaceae. Gene Ontology annotation, molecular function: FAD binding. The record is from RefSeq and is a predicted model, not a curated record. The transcript has 3 exons.
AUGCGCACGCUUUCUUCGAUAGGCGCUUUGCUUGUUGCUAGUGGUACUGCCAUAGUGCAAGCCGACAGCAAUUUCGAACCGGCCAAUUUUAACAUCACUGCCGCAUUGGAAGGCUAUGGCGUUGAUACCUCCAGGAUACCUGCCCUGGCAAACCUGUCACAGCAAUGGACAGAAUCAUCUUGUCUUGCAGCCUGCGUUAGUCUCGACUCCAUCUUUGGCUCUGAGAAAGUCUUAGCUCCGGAAAACGCCGGCUACACCAGUUUCACGGGAGCUUUCUGGUCUGAGCAGCAGGCGAAGGUUCGUCCGUCUUGCAUUGUCAAGCCUGGCAUCAACACGGAUGUUGCCAUAGUUGUGUUGUUAUCUCAGCUGACCAGGUGUCCGUUCGCGGCCAAGAGCGGCGGCCAUGCCGCCUUCCGAGGUGCGUCGAGCAGCCCUGGAGGAAUCACCAUCUGGUUCACCGACAUGAAUGACCUGAGUCUGAAUGAGGACCGUUCGAUCGUAUCCCUGGGGCCAGGGAACCUCUGGGGUCAAGUGUACAAGGCCCUCGAACCGUACGGGUUAGCUGCUGUCGGCGGUCGGGAGAGCAGCAUUGGUGUGGGUGGUUUUGUCACUGGUGGUGGCAUUUCAUUCCAUUCCAACCUAUAUGGUUGGGCUUUAGAUAAUGUAGAGAGCUUUGAGGUCGUGACAGCUAGCGGCCGUAUUGUAACUGCUAAUGCAACUCACCUUCCGGACCUUUACUGGGCUCUCCGCGGCGGAGGCAAUAAUCUUGGUCUCGUUACCAAGUUCAACUUGUAUACAAUCCCAAGUUCGACAAUGCGUGGGACUACGCGCGUCUUUGAGGAGUCCCGAGUCCCGGAGGUCAUCAGUGCUUUCGCAAAUGUCGCCCGUGGCGCGACAUCCGACGGCAACGCCCAGCAAUACGUGGCAUUCAUCCGCAUGCAAGGAGUAAAUCUCGCAUCCGCAGAGCUCUCGUAUGCGCUAAACAAGGCCGACCCGCUCAUCUUCAAGCCAUACAGAGACAUUCCUGCAUUGGCCGACACAACCGAGUCCAGGAGUCUCGUGCAGUACUGCGAUUACAUCAACAGCCUAAAUCCUAACGGACACCGGGAGGUGUACUGGACAAUUGCAACACAGUUGGAUGAAUCAUUCGCCCGCUGGGCGGCUGAAUACUUCUUCGAAGUCUUACCGCAAACUGACAACAUUUCGGGUGCGAAUCCCGUAAUAGUUUAUCAGGCGCUGACGGAACCGAUGCUGGCCAACAUGACCAAGUUUGGUGGCAAUGCGCUGGGUUUGGAUGCAUCGCAAGGGCCGCUGAUUCUAUUCGACAUGGCCUUCUGGUGGGAUAACGCUGCCGACGACAAUGCCGUCUACGCCUUCAUUCAUGAUUACUUCAAAGUCGUCACCAAGGAAGCAAAGAAGCGUGGGAUUGCCCAUCAGUUUAUCUAUAUGAACUAUGGCAGUCAGUUCCAGGAUGUCAUUGCUGGAUAUGGUGCAGAAAAUAAAGCCCGCCUGCAGAAGGUGGCAGCAACAUACGAUCCUCGCGGCAUCUACCAAACACUGCAGCCAGGAUAUUUCAAAUUAAACGGAGCACCUGUCCAAUACUGA